AGGAGGAAGAUGGCCAUCCUUAUAGUCUUUUGUGUACUCGUACUUUCCUUGGAGUCAACAGCUGCCGACCUCGUUAAAGCUGCCCCGAGUGGGACACAUUCAAAUGGCUCGACGGCAAAGCCUCGGAAAGAUGUUGUGGGAUGUGGUGAGCGACCAGUAUCAGCAGGUGAUGUCUUCGCCCUGAUGUCACCGAAUCACCCGAAUCGUUACCCAUCGAAUUACAACUGCGUCUGGAAAUUUAAGAAGUCAAGCCUAGAUGUUAUUUUACGACUUCACUGUGAUUCUACACAGAUUAGACGAAAACCUCACUGCAGAGAGGGAUGGAUACGGGUGAGGGAUGACAAAGACAUGGACAGAAAGCUCUGCGGGAGACAUCUUGACUUGCCAUUCGAUUCCAAAGGGAAUUCCUUAGAAAUAUCCUUCCAUUCAAAGACACGACAAACUGCGAAUGGCUUCCACUGCAAAGUCACUGGAGUUGCACCGCCAUCUGACGAAUCUGCUCCGCCUCAGAACAGCGAGAAAUUGUGUCCCAUAUGCGGAACACCACGUCGGGAUGAGAGGAUUGUCGGAGGCCAGAUGGCCGCCAACCAUAGCCACCCGUAUCUGGGGGGUUUGGUCAACGAUAACGAAACAACUGUUUGGUGUGGGGCAGUUCUCAUCUCGGAACAGUAUCUCCUGACGGUGGCCCAUUGUGCUAAAAACAUCCAUCUGGACGAACAUGAAGUGAACGUGAUCCUGGGGACGAACCUCGUAUUGGAAGGGGAGGAGGGAGGCCAGCAGAGGAUCCCUGUUGCUAAAGUUAUCAUACAUGGCAGGUACAAUCCCCUCAACUUGGCUAAUGAUAUUGCUUUGCUGGAACUUCAGAGGCCUGCAAUCCUAGGACCAACGGUACAUCCUAUAUGCCUUCCUACCGAAGACAGUGACUACACAGGCACAAUGGCGAUUACGACGGGUUGGGGGAAAUUAUCAGAAGGAGGCGAGCUUUCUGCGACGCUGCAGGAAGUGGCGGUAGAAGUUGUGAGCCACGAAGAAUGUGUUCGAGUUUACAAGGCAGACAAUGUGAACACAAAUCACGUGUGCGCUGGUGGGAAUGGGACAGAUGCCUGUCAGGCCGACUCGGGAGGUCCUCUGAUUGUAACGCUGUCGAAUGGCACUAAGGUCCUCCUUGGAAUCACCUCCUGGGGCAGAGGCUGCGGAAGAAUAGGGAACCCUGGAGUUUACGUCAAAGUUUUCGGUUACCUUGGUUGGAUUGUAAGCAAAGUGGAGAAAGAUGCCUGUGACUACCUCGAGCAUUUGCCCUCCCCUGAACGACCUUCUGUGACAUCGAAUCACACAUGCGCCUGCGGUCGAAGGAACAACCCUCUGCGCAUCAUAGGCGGCCAUCCCACGAAAGUGCACGAGUUCCCGUGGCAGGUAGCCAUUGUGGACUACUUUGGAAUCAAACCUUUUUGCGGGGCCGUCGUCAUCAGCUCUUCGUGGGUCCUCACAGCUGCACAUUGCGCCCAUGAAAUGCACCACGGAGAUCAACUACUGAUAGGAGAACACAACUGGAGACAGGCAUCGGAGACUCUCCUUACCAUUAGAGUCGGCAUCGCCGAGAUUAUCCCGCACCCGAACUACAACAAACCGCCGCUGGACAACGACUUGGCUCUUCUCAGGCUGGAAGAACCACUCGAUUUCUCCUUGUACCACAAUGCCAUCGCCCCGGCGUGCCUACCUCCUCCCGGCCGCUCUUUCGAAGGCGAAAUUGCCAUAGUCUCAGGAUGGGGUCUCAGUAAAUUUGGAGGGAUGCAGUCCUCGGUACUGAGGGCGGUAGAAAUUCCAAUCAUGAGUAGGAAGUCUUGCGUAAGCAGUUACGGGUCCUACUUCACGGAGAAUAUGAUUUGCGCUGGAUAUCCACAAGGUAGAAAAGACGCGUGCCAGGGUGACUCCGGAGGACCUCUUGUUGUCAACAACGGAACUGGAAAUUACGUUCUCACUGGAAUUGUCUCGUGGGGAUACAAAUGUGCAUACCCAGGCUACCCAGGCGUUUACGCAAAAGUGAACAAUUAUCUUCCUUGGAUCCACAGCUACAUAGCAGGAACGGACACGUGCGAGAAUAAUUAGCUAUCAGUACAAUAGGCAUGGAAUGUUCAAAGUCGAGUAUGAAUGGCUUUGCAUUCAAGUUGACUAAGCUAUUCAUUCUGAGUUACGACAACGAAACAGGGCCCAGAGUUUAUGAGAACAUUCUUAAAAGUAUUUACCUCAUCUCGGCUCUUUGAUUUCAUCUCAUUAGUCUUUGCUUUGAUCUUUGCUCUCACCUCUCGAGAGAGUUCAGAUAUUUGCAGCGAAAGGAUUCCUUCUUUUCAUGCUUUACAAAAUGAAUAAAAAUGUUAAUAACUCUA
This is a messenger RNA of Macrobrachium nipponense, 2384 nucleotides long. RefSeq names its product transmembrane protease serine 9-like. Bases 10 to 2106 code for a protein of 698 amino acids. The transcript has 18 exons. The record is from RefSeq and is a predicted model, not a curated record. Gene Ontology annotation, molecular function: serine-type endopeptidase activity. NCBI's taxonomy places the organism in Eukaryota, Metazoa, Arthropoda, Malacostraca, Decapoda, Palaemonidae. Gene Ontology annotation, biological process: proteolysis.